This is a messenger RNA of Beauveria bassiana ARSEF 2860, 342 nucleotides long. RefSeq lists its product as uncharacterized. NCBI's taxonomy places the organism in Eukaryota, Fungi, Ascomycota, Sordariomycetes, Hypocreales, Cordycipitaceae. The record is from RefSeq and is a predicted model, not a curated record. The transcript has 3 exons. The coding region runs from base 1 to 342 and encodes 113 amino acids.
AUGGAUCACAAAGUAGUUAUAGACUUGACUGGGUUUGAGCAGCUCUGCUUCAACUGCCGAGCGAUACUCGAGGAUGGACCUAAACAUCGCAUACAUGGAUAUCUUCUCUGUACAGAAUGCGCCGACAUUGUAUCGCUUCUUCGCGUGCACUGCUGGCAGGCAUGCCUUGUUUGCGCUCUGGCGGACGAGGCGGACGAUAUCGACUGCGAAGACGUCCAAAAUUUCUUGGACAAGCCGCAGUAUGAUUGGAAACACUGCGCCGUUUGCGAUGAGUCCGAGGGUCUUCUCUAUACUCCGUGUGGUAGGCAAACCCCCAGAGGCCACUCGCCCCUACACGGCUGA